GAGAUACAUAGCAACUGGACUUCGUCAGGAUUAUUAAACAGCAGAAGAGCGAUAUGACAGAAUACAGGAAUUUUCUUUUGUUUUUCGUGGUAUACUUGCGCGUAAUGUGUCCAUGCGAAGGAAUAUCAUGGCUCGGUUUAACGGUAAAAGGGAGCUCGGUCGGAUGGAAUCAAACGCUUCACUGUAAACUCUUGGACGGUCUCGUGCCAGAUCAGCAGCAGCUGUGCAAACGGAACCUCGAGCUCAUGCACAGCAUCGUGCACGCGGCCAAACUCACUAAGAGCGCGUGCCAGGGAACCUUCAGCGACAUGCGUUGGAACUGCUCCUCCAUCGAGAGCGCCCCCCACUUUACUCCUGACCUGGCAAGAGGGACGCGUGAGGCAGCAUUUGUGUUCUCUCUAGCCGCUGCAGUGGUCAGUCAUGCCAUAGCACGUGCCUGUGCAUCUGGAGAACUCCCCAGCUGUUCCUGUGCUUCAGCGCCAUCAGAGCAGGCAACCCCAGAUUUCCGUUGGGGUGGCUGUGGAGAUAAUGUCCAUUAUGGCAUUCAGAUGGGCUCCGCUUUCUCAGACGCGCUCAUGAGGAACCACCGUUCUGGACCACAGGCCUUUAGACUCAUGCAGCUUCACAACAAUGAAGUGGGAAGACAGGUGCUUAUGGAUGCUCUAGAGAUUAAAUGCAAAUGUCAUGGUGUUUCUGGGUCCUGCUCUGUGAAGACUUGCUGGAAGGGCCUUCAGGACAUCAACCCUAUCUCCACAGACCUCAAAUCUAAAUACCUGUCGGCCACCAAGGUCAUUCCGCGUCAGAUAGGUACCCGCCGACAGCUGGUCCCCCGGGAGAUGGAUGUGAGACCGGUCGGAGAAAAUGAACUUGUCUACCUUGUCAGCUCACCUGAUUACUGCUCCCAAAAUGCAAAGCAGGGGUCAUUUGGAACCACAGACAGGCAGUGUAAUAAAACCGCGACAGGCAGUGAGAGCUGUGGGCUCAUGUGUUGUGGGCGGGGCUAUAAUGCCUAUACAGAGGUGCUGGUGGAACGCUGCCAGUGUAAAUAUCACUGGUGCUGUUACGUCUCCUGCAAAACCUGCCACCGUACGGUUGAAAGAUAUGUCUGCAAGUGACAAACUAGUAUAUGCAUAGUCUCCAUCAAUAAGCGAUGGAGAUCACAGAGAGGGAGAGAGAGAUGGUACAAUGCUGGUCUCUCAAAUUUGUAUGAUCUUUUUUGAGCCAUGAGUGAGUGGAUGAUCCUCUCUAAGUGCCGAAAGAAGAGCUGGAGUUAAGGAAUAAGGGAUGGUGAAGAAUCUCCCGUUGAAAGAGAGUUAAUGAAUGGCUGUAAAAUAAAGAACCCCGUAGUGAGGCUCCAAAGGCACCCCGCAGAAAACCAGUGAUAAGUACUGGCUGAUCGCAGCAAAAACUCAUCAACUGCUGCACAGAGAAUGAGACUGGGGGAAGGGUAAAACUGAUAGUUUCUUGCUGGUAAAGUCUUACUUUGCUGCAUUAAUAAUGUACACAUAUUAAAUCACCUCUUACAUCUAAUGGUCAGAUAAAACAAUCAAAUUCUUGUCUGAAAAAUGUUAUGGUUACACUGCUAUGAGGGAUGGAAAUCAAACAGUUUGGUUGACUUCAAAAGUUUUUUAGACUCAGUAUUGAUAAUGAAGGAUUGAUGAUAAUAUGCUUAUAGUAAUGUCUAAGAACUGCUGUUGCUGAACUGCUUGAUCAGCUCAGUUUUUUUGUAUUCAUGAAAAGAAAGAUUAAGGCCUGCCUUUCAACCCAGGGAAAAUUGUAUGUUGUAUAUUUGAUGUAAAAUAGAAAAGUUGUAUUUAUUUUAUUAAAAUUAUUUAAUGAGGAGAGAACGAGACUGAUUUAAUAUCUGAAAGCAAAUGUUUUCUUGAAACAAUAAUUGAAGGGCUGGAUCAUUCAGCUUUGCUUAAAGUAAGUCAAAAGCAGUUCAAGAGGAUUUAUGUUUGCCAGAACUGGCUGAUUACUCAAUAUGUUAAACAUCCAAAUCACCAUUUUAUAGCGUGUGUGUGCAUUCUCUGGUCUUUCAUCAACAUUCUUUCACAUCAAAGACAUUUUCAGGAUAUCAGUGCAAUAGGGAGAUUCAAAACCCAGAUUGUCGCCAUUCAACAACAGCUACAGGAGAAAGAGAUUGAGGGGUAACCUGUUCUGCAGUUCCCUUUGUCCUUUGAUUUGUCUGAUAUUUAUCUCGCCAUUGUAACAAAAAGACAAAGGAGCACACACAGACCCUCUGAGGGGGUUUAGCUUUGCUUAACAUCUUACAAGUAAAGUAUUUUGUAUAUUUUAAAGAUGCUUGUUGAUAUAAAAAAUAAACUACACUUCAACUGACAGAGAGGAAUUGUGAGUAAUACUGCUAAAAUAUUAGCAG
Molecule: messenger RNA, 2380 nt
Organism: Xyrauchen texanus (razorback sucker)
Lineage: Eukaryota; Metazoa; Chordata; Actinopteri; Cypriniformes; Catostomidae
Gene: wnt11f2
Product: wnt 11, family member 2
Exons: 5
Coding region: 54-1115 (353 amino acids)
Biological process (GO): neuron differentiation; canonical Wnt signaling pathway; multicellular organism development
Cellular component (GO): extracellular region
Molecular function (GO): frizzled binding; cytokine activity
Source: RefSeq, a predicted model, not a curated record